Messenger RNA from Erythranthe guttata (spotted monkey flower), 1407 nucleotides. RefSeq names its product CCT motif family protein. Gene Ontology annotation, molecular function: DNA-binding transcription factor activity; protein binding. NCBI's taxonomy places the organism in Eukaryota, Viridiplantae, Streptophyta, Magnoliopsida, Lamiales, Phrymaceae. The record is from RefSeq and is a predicted model, not a curated record. Gene Ontology annotation, biological process: regulation of flower development. Gene Ontology annotation, cellular component: nucleus.
UCUCUCUCUCUCUCUUACCUCUCUUUCUCUCUCUACAAUUACAGUAGCUGUGCAUUUAGCUGGUUGUGCUGCUACUCUGUUUUUUGCUGUGUCUUCCGCCUAUAAAAAGACGACUCAUUCCAUUAAACAAUUUCUCUCUUUCUAUCUGUCUAAUACACUUGAUACACAAAAGCAUCUCUCUUUCUCUCUCUAGCUAUAUUUCUGAUAUUUGUUGAGAGAGAAACAAAACCAAGCAAGGAAAAAAGAAGCAAAAAUGUAUGCAGAAACAGGGCUAAUGUUCCCCUACUUCCAGAACUUCUCUCAUGAAAUUCAGCAAUUUGAUGACUUCUACUGCUCUCAGAAGCCAAAUGCUUCUUCGGUCAUACCGAGCACGGUUGUUGAGCCAUCAACAAUAUCGGACUACAAUAUAUGGGAAGAAGGAGAUCUAUUCAAAGCACCCCAACCAGUUAUCGAAGAGCCUUCUUCUUUGAUGGGUAUCGAUCCAAUGACAGCUGCCAUAUCAAUGAUUUCUUGUGGCGAAGACGUGAUUUCCACCCAAUCAUUGACCGUUUCGGACAUUGAGUCAUCCAUCGAGAGCGGUCAGCUCCUCAGCGAGGUCUUCUACGAGUGCAGGAAGGAUCUUUUGGCUAAGGAAGGAAACGAGACGCCACUGUCUGAAGUACUCAAUAUCAACAUCCCUGGUGUUGUUGUAAAGGCGGACGAGAACUUUCCUGGAGAAGGUCCGUUUCAGAAGAGUGUUAGCUUGAGGUCUGUUACAUCAAUGGAGGCUCCACUAAUUAGGCCUAAUUUUCUCGAUUUUCCGGUUAUGGACUUUGGGUCUGUUUACGGUAUGCGAAGAGCUUUCAGCGAAGGAGAUAUAAAGACACUUGAUAAUAAUUGUACAAGCCACUCCCAUUCGCCGUUGGGCCCACUUAAAACAAUUAGCAGCUGCACUACUUCCGAUGUAAGGAGGGAGAAGCUGUCGAGAUACUGGAGUAAGAAAUCGAAGAGGAACUUUGGAAGAAAAAUCAAGUAUGCGUGCAGGAAGGCGUUGGCGGAUAGCCAGCCGAGAAUUCGUGGGAGAUUUGCGAAAACGGAAGAGAUGGAAGUUUCGAAGAAGGAAUGAUUUGGUUACUGUUGUGAGAUAAAGAAUAAGUGUAGGAGUUUAGUUUUUAGACUAUAUAAAUAUUAUUAUUAUUAAUAAUAAUAUUAUUAUUAUUAUUAUGUUUGUGUUAAUUAAUGGGAAAGCUGAGGCAGGAUGUACUGAUGAAUAAGCAUGACCUUAAAGCUUCCGAAGUUAGUUUCUUUUGUAAUAACUGCACCAGUUAUUUCCUUCUUUGUACUACUUUUGUAGAUCUAGUGCUACUCUACUAGAUUUGUACAUAACUGUUUAUUCUGGUAAUUAAAUAAAUCGUUUUGUACUAAUAA